This is a messenger RNA of Gloeophyllum trabeum ATCC 11539, 4174 nucleotides long. Its product is annotated as Metallo-dependent phosphatase. NCBI's taxonomy places the organism in Eukaryota, Fungi, Basidiomycota, Agaricomycetes, Gloeophyllales, Gloeophyllaceae. The transcript is spliced from 11 exons. Gene Ontology annotation, cellular component: cytoplasm. The record is from RefSeq and is a predicted model, not a curated record. Gene Ontology annotation, molecular function: phosphoprotein phosphatase activity. Bases 136 to 2157 code for a protein of 673 amino acids.
ACCCUCGCGCUCAUCGUCACUGGCACUGGCAGCGGGCACUGUCUUAUUUUGCAGCACGCUUCUUGCAUUCCGGACAUAUUUCGCUACAAGAGUUGCAUUUGACGUCGCACUCGGGCCUGAAGGCUCUAGCCAGCCAUGGCGUUCUCCCUCUUCCGCGUCUUCCGUUUCUUCCGGUCAAUAUGCGUCCCUAUGACGGCUAUCAUCGGCUUCUCCUGCCUGCUUACCGUCAUAUUCAUCCUUUACCAGCCUACGCCCGGACCAGGUGAGCUGCAGAGACUGGGCUGGCAGUCCUGGGACACGGUCUCUGUCGAUAUCUCGACGGGUUCCGAGGACGAGACGACUAGUCUUCCUCCCGCAGCUCCCGGUGGGGAUGAUGGAGGUGUCGAUUGGUGGAAUGUAACUACGCCGAAUGACCCUAACGUGGACAGCGCGAGCUUGCCUUUGGAUGUAUGGAAUCCGCUGCUACCGCAUGAUACUGGCCUGUCGGAGAUUGCAAUUGAGAGAUGCAUGAUCAAUCCGAAGAUGGCAAACAGCCUCUGCAGACCAGCUACGACGCCAGAGCAGGACGCAAUCAAAGGUAAAUGGGUCCGCGUCGAGCACGAUCUCAACUUCCAGUCCGGCAUGUGGUAUCUGCACCUAUGGUACCGCCGCACCCGCCGCCUCGACGUCCCCCUCAUAACCGAGGUCCAGCUCCUCCCCGCAUCGCAAGCACCCCCGCCCGCCGACCCUCCCUACGAGUGGCACAAAGUCGACCGCUCGAUCCGCGACGGCGUCCCGCGCACGCCGGGACUAUUCCUCUGGUACAAGACCGGCAAAACGACGCGCGAGAUGACGGUGAAGGGCGGGCGGGAUGACUAUAUCACGGAGUUGGACGUGCUCUUUGGGGACGCACGCGCGUGGUGGGGGUUCGAGAAGGUCGCGACGCCCGUGCUGGAGAGUGAUGGGCGGAAGGAGACGGUGUGGGUGACGUACCGGCGCAAGUACCAAGCCCCGCCUAAGGCGCAGCCCCUCCACUUCUCGCAUGACGGCCGCUUCAAGAUCCUCCAAGUCGCCGACCUGCACUUCUCCGUCUCGCCCGGCGUGUGCCGGGACACGCCAGCGCCUUGCAAAGACUCGGACAACCGCACGCAGUCCCUCAUCGCGCACGUCCUCGCGGAGGAGAAGCCUGACCUCGUCGUGUUCACAGGCGACCAGCUGAACGGGCAGGGCACGUCGUGGGACAGCCAGAGCGUGCUCGCCAAGUUCGCGGCUGCGGUAGUGGAUGCGGGUGUGCCCUGGGCGGCGGUAUUCGGGAACCACGACGAUGAAGAUGGGGUGAGCCGCGCGGAGCAGGCAAGGUGGAUGGCGGCGAUGCCAUAUAGUCUCGUACAACCUGGUCCCAAGGACGUGCAUGGGGUCGGGAAUUAUGUGCUCAAGGUGAUGAGCGCGGAUGCAUCGAAGACGCAUCUCUUGACGCUCUAUUUCCUCGAUUCGGGGGCGUAUUCAAAGGGGACGUUGGAUUGGUUCGGGUUCUGGCAUCCGACCGAGUAUGACUACAUCCACGAGGACCAAAUCAACUGGUUCCUGCAAGAGUCAGCAUCGAUCAACGCGAUCGAACGGCCAUUCACGCCGGACGGUGCGAAGGAUCUCGGGGACAUUUGGAAGCGUCAGGCGACCGACCAGCUAACGCCUGACGCGAAGAGACUCGCGAAGCCUAACGCGCUCACGUUCUUCCACAUCCCUCUCCAAGAAUCGUACGGCGACCCCGACACGAACCCGUCGAACGGGCAGCCGCUCGACGUGGGCAUGCACAACCUCGAGCCGCCGGGCUCGGCGAAGAAGAACGAUGGGUUCUUCGAGAAGGCGCUGCUCGGCGCGAAGGAGAGCGAGCAUGUUGCGGGCGGGGCUUUGCCCGAGGUAAAGGUCGUGGGCAACGGGCAUUGUCAUAUCACGGAGAAUUGUAGGAGGGUUAGAGGGGUAUGGUUAUGCUUUGGCGGUGGAGGGUCUUACUCUGGAUAUGGCAAAGUUGGUUUCGACCGCCGAUUCAGGGUGUACGAUAUCUCGGACUACGGCGAGACUAUCAAGACGUACAAGCGCACGGAGCAGGACGAGAUCGUCGAUGAGAUGGUGCUUGCUGGGCGGGGAGCGCCGCCACCGUACGAAGGCGCAACCAGCUAAGACAGCGGGAUCUGGUUCGUGUGUAUUUUAGUUUUCCGUUUGCUGAGGCUUCGGUGUAUUACCAUUUUUUCGUGGCGAUAAUAGAUGGCGAAGCAAUAAAUUAUGCAGUGCACUAUAAUACACUAUCGUGAACAAUGUGAGUAGGCUCGUAAUGGUACCGCCGGCGUCCAAAUGGCUACAGAAAAUGUGAUAAACUGAAUGAAGAACAACGACAAAUUGCAGUGGAAGUAAGAAGAAUGCAUUGAAGCGCAAGAGAGCAGAUCCAGGGAGACUGACCGAUUGACUGGAAAACAUUACAGCGACGUAUGUGCACCGCACCUCACGACUCCCCACCCGACCCGCUGGCACUGGGCCCCGCCGAGCCUCCAGAGAACAUGGCCUUUAAUGCCAUCUCAUCCCUCCUCUUCCUUACCCGCUCCGCUUCCUCUGCCCCACCCGUCAUCCGCAGCUUCCCGCCCUUCACGAACCCCUUCAGCUCCUCCUCAAACUCGUCCCCCUUCUUCGCCAGUUCCCGCUCGCGGUUCUUCUGGCUUGCCUCGAUCGCCUUCAGCCGCCGCUCGGGGUCCACGCUCGCGUUCCGAAUCUCGAGCAUAACCGUGGACAGGCCGUUGUGCCCCUCCUCCGCGGGCGGCGGCAUGAACCCCACGCCGCCAUUCACAGGCCGCAGCCGCCCGCGAGAGCCGGGGCGCCCCGUCCCUCGCAGCGAGAUCACCUUCUCGAUGUGCCCGUACACCUCCAGCACCGCCUUCUGGUCCUCGAGCAGGUCGUUCAGGAACUCUUCCUGGUGGUUCAGGAAGCCCUGCUCCUCGACGAUGUUCUGCAGCUCCUCCUCCCACGUCUUCUUCCACAUCGGUUUGAUCGUCCCGAUGUGCUCGCGCAGGCUCUCAAGCUCCGCGCUCACGCGGUCGACGUCGUCCUUGAUCGCACGCAGCACCUGCGGCUUCGGCGUGACGUGCCGCUUCAGCACAUCGUCCUUGACGUUCUCGACCAGGUCCUGUAGCUCCUCCAUCUUCGUCAGCACGUUCUGCGAGCGCAUGUCCAACUUUGUCUUCCCGUCGUCGAUGUACUGCCGCGCGCCGCCGACCUUGGCCGCCGCGAGCUGCCGCACGUUCGCGGUCUGCGUGCGGAGUGUACCCAGCGACUCCUUCGUCUGUUUCAUGAACUCCGCGUAGAGUUGCCGCAUAAUGCCCAAGUCCCGCCGGAGAUUCUGCACUUCGUCGAAUUGCGUCUUAAGAUCGGCAACCACGCGGUUUGAGUACUCUGAGAGGACAGACCCGCCCGUGACCUGCGGCAUCACUGACUGACCAGUCAUAUUUGCCUGCAUCGCAUCGGGCGUGAGCGUGUUGUCGUCGUUAUUCACCAGACGAGACAGUCUGCGGGCGACGUGCUGGAAUUGACGGUCCGUAGGACGGUUGGGUGGUGGUGUACUCUCGCCUAGCGGCUGGCCAAUGAUCAUGGGGGGCGGAUGCGACAUCCGCCGGUUACUGCUAACCAGCGAUCGCAGAUCCUUGAUAUCUUGCGAUAGCGUGGUAAUUUGAGCAUCUAUAUGCUGUUUGAUUUGGUCAAGAGGUUCGAUGUUUAGGGACAGCAGGCAGUUCUCUUUGACCUCGUCCACGUCCUCUAACUCAUAUUGCACCCCACUGGACGGAUCCCGGAUGUAUAUCGCAGGAAAAUUCUCCAGGCCCGGGUUAUACGAGAACUUGUCUACGAACAGGACUCUCAAGGAUGAGAACGAUAACCCCGGCUCGAUCUUCACCUUCUUGACCUCUCGCCCGAGCUGCAAGAAAACAGGGAAAGACCUGGACGACCUCCCCUGCUCACCCUCCUUCUUGGCGGCCUGCUCCAGUUCGCCUGGGCUUUCCCCACGCUCACCCGACGGACCUGGCUCCGGAGUGGGCGCAGUCGAAGAUGGCAGCGGCGGUACAGGCGGCGCAGGCGGUUCCUCCGCAAUCGGCGACGUUCCCCCUCGAUACGCCCUCGACCUCCUCCUAAAGCUUCCUGUACUCGGUUCCAGCGC